Molecule: messenger RNA, 2592 nt
Organism: Balaenoptera acutorostrata (minke whale)
Lineage: Eukaryota; Metazoa; Chordata; Mammalia; Artiodactyla; Balaenopteridae
Product: collagen alpha-1(I) chain-like
Exons: 5
Coding region: 1-2592 (863 amino acids)
Source: RefSeq, a predicted model, not a curated record
AUGCAUGGCUUAAUCUUUGAGACAAGCAUAUGCUACUGGCAGGAUCAACCAGGUAGGGGAAAGCGCGAGCACACGGAGCCGGGCGUAGCCGGGGCGCGGGGCGCGGGGCGCGGGCGACGCGGCGGGGGCCGACCCCCACAGCGAGGAAGGGAGGGGAGGCGAACACCGGGGCCCGACCGACAGCCCACGCUCGGGACCACGAGGGGGCGCGGCGCGCCGCCGCGGCGGCGCAGCGUGGAGGGACGAGGGUGGGGGGGCUUCCCCUUCCCCGCACCUCUUCCCCCCACCCACACCACCAGCGCGGCCCACAACCUCGGCGCGGCCCGAGAGCGGGGCCGCGGGCCCCGGGAAGUCGCUCGGAGGCCCGGCCGGCACGUGCCCGCUCGCUCGCGCUCACUCGCUCGCGCGGACGGGGGCGGCGGGGCUCGGGCCGAGGCCCGGACCCCCCCCUUCCCCGCCCGCCCGCCGGGAGCGGGGCGGGGCGGACACGGCGGCCGGUCCACGACGGCUGGCCGGGAACCCGACGACCCGCGCUCGGGCGAGCGCGCCAGGGCGGGGCGCAGCACGGCGGGGGGACAGACGGCGGUCCCCCCUCGCCCAACACACAACGACGUCGCCAGACGGGCGGCGGUGGCGGCGGAUCACGGAGCGGAGCCGCGUCAGGCUCGGGGAGCGACACACACCGGGACGCGGCCCGGGGAUCGGCAGACGCGACGGACGAGGCGGGUAGACGGACGGGAGAGAGGGCCGACGGGGCGCGGCUGGCUCGGCCGCCAUCGCGCAGACGCGGCGACGACGUCACAGAAGCCGUGGCGGGAGGGGGCGGCCGCGCGCCACCGCGAGGGGGCCCGGGGGGCCGGGCCUAAAGGCCCGGGCGCGAGUCGGCCGCCGGGGCACGACACGGGGUCUCACCGCCAGAGGCCUCCAGCGCAGGGGCGGUCCCGCAGCACCCAGGACGCCGACUGGCCUCCACAGCCCCCCCAGGGGCGGGCCCCCCUCGCGGGGCUCGCGACCACCACCGCCAAACACCCACGAGCCGCGGCCGGCCCGCAAGAACACUCUCCCGCGCGCACACCGGCCGCCCCGCGGACCCCACCCCACACACACCUCCGCCGCGCCCGACUUCCCCGCCUCAGGAACCGUGAGCACUCCACCCGGGGACGCCGCCGGCCGAGGCGGCCGGUGGGGCGACACCCUCACGAGGGGGAGGCCGGCUCGGCCCCAGACGGGGAAGGGGACGUGGGGGGGGAUCCGCCUUCAUCCAAGUCCGACCGCCGGGGCUCGCGCCCCAGGGAAACGCUCCCGAGCGAGGCGACCCGCACCGCGCCCACACACCGCCGCCGGCUGCGACUCGCGGCAACAGUGGCCGACGACCCCGCGAGGAGAACGCCUGACACGUGGCACGGAGCCUGCGGGGUGGGGUCGUCUCAGCCACCACCGGGUGCCUGCGGCGGGGGGGUGGGAGUCACACGGGGUAGAAGACCCACGCGCCACCUCGCCCCGCCGCCCUCAGGUACCGGUCCCUCCGAGUCUCCGGGCGAGGACUUGGUUAGAGACAAAGAAAUAUCCCACUCGGCCGCCUCCGACGAGCGGGCCCCACGAGGGACCGCGCCCGGGCCCAGGCCGCCCUAUCCGGGCCACCCAGUACGGCUCGGGCCGGUCCCCAGCCCCCGGCCGGAACUCGCGGUGGAGGAGGGGGCGGGGCAGGGUGAGAAAAAGUCGCGUCCGCCGACCGGGACCCACGUGGGCACGCUGAAGGGCCGGGUGCGCCCUCCCCGGCCACCCGCGCGAGCAGGGCCCGGCCGGUCCGGUCCCCACCUCUGGAGUCCGACUCGGAAAAACAUCGGUCAGAAUGAAUCCGACCACCGGGACCCACGCGCGCCCGCCACCGAGCCCGUCGCGCCCUCCACCGGCCUAAACGCACGGGCCCGGGCCGGUCCCCACCUCCGGAGCGGGGCGCUGUGGGGACCCGGGGAGGGAGGGGGUGGGGAGGGGGGUCGGGGAACGAACGCUCCAAAGGGUGAGCCAGGAGAAGCCCCGACCGCCCAUCCACAGGCGCUCCGGAGGGCGCGAAAGACCCUCUCCCUUCCCUUCCCACCGCGGCGGCCCGGCCCAGGUGGCGUCGGAUGGCCGGGUCGGUCCCCGCGGCCGGAGGGGCGCGGGCGGAUGCUGGUCGACCAGGCCAGGCGGUCCCUCAAGCCGGCUCGAGAGCGCGGCGACGGUCACACCCUCACAGACCUGCACGCCCAAUCUCAAGCGACAUCAAGCGACAGCAGGAGGCGCCCACGCCUGGGCGCCACCGGGACAGUCGCCACCAGCGUCGCCUGGCUCCCGGAACUCUGCCUCGGGCCCGGCGGCCGAGUCACAGCCCUCACGAAGGUCGCCGCCGAAGCUCCAGAGACAAGGGACAAUAUAAAAGCGGCCGCCAGGUGGCUCCCGACAACCGGCUCCGACGUCCCCGGGCCGGAUCCCGGUCGCCGGCCGGCCACCGAGGACGCUGCAGCGCCGCCGGGCCGCCCAAACGCCCGAGCUCAGCCCGGGGCGAGGCGGCGGGCGUCUGGCGCGGCCCCGAGGCGUCCGUCUCGGAGCUAG